GUCGUCUGCUUUCCGGACAAAUAUCUAUUCGAGUCUAAUAAAAACUUUGAAUUUAUAAUAUUUUUCGUACUAGCUUCUAAGGAGAUUCCUGAUAAAUCUUUAACGAUAAAAAAAUUAAAAAACAGUUUCGGGAAAAUAAACCACCGAGCAAAUGCGAAUGAGGAUCUUUAAAUUACAUGUCAUUUACAAAUUAAUUUAGGUCUAAAUAAAUUAAUGUCUCGGAUGAACUGAACGAAGCUACACUCGAUGGCAACUCGAGAUACAACAACAAUUAAUUAUGAAAGCAGUAAGAGCUGCACGUACAAGCGAUCGCAUGUCUAGAUGCCUUUAAAUUUGGCGAACGGUGUAAUAUGCCAGCGCUCUGGCAAUCCUCUCAACGACCUAUGUACAUUCGAACCGUAUGGGUCGACGGAUUCCGACAUCCAAUACUUAACUACGACGAUCCUUGUUAUAUUAAACUGAGCGCGAAGAGAAGACCUUACUCAUCGGCCAGUACCCAUAAAACAUCAACAAAAAUUCGAAGUGGUCGCCUUAGUCACCGACACGAAGAUUUAGAAGACUGCUUACGAAAGUUACGUCUUGUAAUUACAAACGAUAAAUCAUUAAAAGGCGAUCAAGAACUGGGCGUGGAAACACUUAAUCUAUCCGACGUUGAUGACUCCGACGACGAACUGAGAAUUACAGCGUCUCCGCAACCUUUAAAAGAUUUCGACUCAUCCAUAUACGAUAACAUAACCAUGAAAGCGAUUAAGAGCAAUCGAACUUCCAGAACCGAUUCGAAGGAAAACACAGAACUGUCAGAUAGAGUACUACAAUGGCUAGACCUAGCUGGGAAGAUAGAUCUGCUGAAAGAAGAUACGGGCGAAAGGAUGUCCCAACCGCGGCACAGCUGGCCAGAAAUACAAAAGCGUAAUUUAAUUAAAUCAAAGACGUCAGCCGACUUAAAGGCAAAGGAGUCAAAACCGGUCGAACAGAAACUGAGUGGCCCCAUCGAUCGGAAUGAAUUUAAUGUGCCAACGUCGAAUACGAUUGAGAACUACGCACGGCAGUCACGAAACGUGAAAAGCACGCUGCGACACGACACAAGGAUAAAGGAAAACAGACGGGCCAAAGAUAUAAAGCGUAACAUAGUGGAAACCAGACAGAAAGUAGUCACUGAGAGGAGCGCGGUUGAGAAACAGUACGCGGAGUUAGUUAGCAAGAAAUUGAUUCCAGAUGUGGGAAAAGUUAAAAAGCAGGUGCACAUUUUUAUGCCAGAGGCGUUGCCGAAACGAACGGACUCUAAUGUGACUAGUCGAACGCAGAGUCUGCUAUCGCAUAAAAUUUAACAAAGUAUACUUAUUA
Colias croceus (clouded yellow) is the source of this 1344-nucleotide messenger RNA. RefSeq lists its product as uncharacterized. The record is from RefSeq and is a predicted model, not a curated record. Lineage: Eukaryota; Metazoa; Arthropoda; Insecta; Lepidoptera; Pieridae. Bases 351 to 1328 code for a protein of 325 amino acids. The transcript is spliced from 2 exons.